AUGACUACGCUCGUCUUGAUCGUUACGUGUUUAUUAUCUAUUAUUAAAUGCCAAUACAUCAGUAUGAACAGGAAAUUAGAAUCACAUAGUGUUUCCUGCGAUAAUAACAAAACUGUACUUGUAGAACAUUUCUUUAAUGUGAUUUUCACGGAAUUCCAUCAAACACCUCCAAUAUGUGUGUGCGUGCAAAUGUGUAUUGAUCAACCUACAUAUUGUUACCCAAAUGGUUGUUUAAAGAAGGCGGAUAGCAAGAGGAACGUUGCUGAAGAUCAACCAAUCAAUCAUUCACUACAAGAAGAAACUCUACAGAGUGAAAAUAAUAAACCCGCUAUGUUUUUAGUUGAUAAACGUGAUCAUAUGACUCAUUAUCUGUCAGAAAAAUAUAUGAAUAACAAUUUGUUAACUAAAGAAAAACCAUCUGUGAAAGAUCUACACUUGGAUCCAUUUGACAGCAGAUAUAAAAUUAUAUACAGUAAUAAAAAAGUACCAAAAAUAGAAUUUAGAUAUGAUCUCAAACAACAUGUGAAUAAUAUGAAAUCAAAGUCGAUGAAAUUAGAAGCGAUAGAUAUUACAAAAACUAGAUGGCCCCUAAACCAACAUAAUAUACAUGUAAAUGGACCAAAAUCUUAUAAAACCGAAAAGAUUAUUGGAGAAAAUAGAAGGUAUGAUGUUAUUCAACAUACGGAUUUUAGAAAUAAACAUUUUUAUCCUUCAAAAUAUUUUAAAAGAGAUAUUGCAAUGAAAAACCACGGCGAAGAUAUAGAUAGGAAAACUAUAUGUCUAAUUGACAAACGGGAUUCCGAUAAAGAUAUUACUGGUUUCUCACUCGAAACUUUAAUUAAUAAUUUGAUAGAUAACAGUUUUGAACUAGCUAAUAAUACAGAAUUUGAUUUAAAUAUUAAGCGAAUAGAUCCAGAAUACAUAAACGUAAAUACCGAUUCAUUAAAUUAUACAAGAGAAGUACAAAGCAAGUUGAAUGAAGAUGCUGUUAACAUAUUUUCGAAAAAUUCUACUAACAGUUUUGAGGAGCAUAAACAGGUUAAUGAUAUGAAUUUAUUUAGAGAAGAUAACUUCAGAAAUAUAUAUAAUGAAAUGAUAGUGUCCUUAUCUAAACAAAUUGAGAAGCAAAACAAUACAAGCUUAGGAUUAAUGGAAUAUCUUGUAGAAAAUAAUAAAAAAAUUGCGACCGAACAAAUUUCUUCAACUGAAUCAGACAAAACGACAAUUAGCGUCGCAACUACACCAUCGACUGAAAGUACUUUAGAAAAAUUGGCUAAGAAUAUAACAGUUAAUGGAAGUUUAGAAAAUAGUGUUCACAUCAAACUAUAAGAAAAUCUGGCCAUGUUUUAAGUAUCAAGAAAUAUAAUUGAAGUAGUUAAUAUUUCACACAAAAAGUAGGUAAUAUCUUGAAAACAAUAUAUGAUUGUUUUUUCGAGCAAUAAAUAAAUAUUAAUAUUUUAAAUGCGCAUGGGCUCGGUUCUUAAAUUACGAAUUUAUUUAUUUUAUGAAAUUACAUGUCACGUACCGUUACUUCAUAUCGAUAGUUUGUAGAAAAUUAAAUGUG
Messenger RNA from Achroia grisella, 1564 nucleotides. RefSeq lists its product as uncharacterized. The record is from RefSeq and is a predicted model, not a curated record. The coding region runs from base 1 to 1329 and encodes 442 amino acids. The transcript has 3 exons. NCBI's taxonomy places the organism in Eukaryota, Metazoa, Arthropoda, Insecta, Lepidoptera, Pyralidae.